CCACUUGUUGCCAGAAAACUUUGGGCUUUCAUUUCUCUCUUUGAGUUGGCUGAAUUUUCUAUUUCACCAAAAUGUCGGUCCUUGUUGCUCGCCGGCCGGCCGGCGCCCGCCGUUCCCGCGGCUCCGGCGCCUCGUCGCCCCGCCACCUGAGCGCUCUCUUCCUCUCUUUCGUCAUCGCCACCCUGGCCAUUCUGGCCUUCGUUUUCUCUCCCACCCCCGUCGCUGCCAAGGAGGACCUUGGCACUGUUAUCGGUAUUGAUCUCGGCACCACCUACUCUUGCGUUGGUGUCUUCAAGAACGGCCGCGUCGAGGUCAUUGCCAACGAGCAGGGUAACCGCAUUACCCCGUCCGUCGUCGCUUUCACUGAUGAUGAGCGCCUGAUUGGUGAUGCCGCCAAGAACCAGGCCGCCAUGAACCCCUCUCGCACCAUCUACGACGCCAAGCGCAUGAUUGGCCACAAGUUCAACGACAAGGAGAUCCAGGACGACCUGAAGAACUGGCCCUUCUCCGUCAAGGCUGACAAGUCCGGCAAGCCCAGCUUCCAUGUCGAUGUCAACGGCAAGCCCACCACCUUCGUCGCGGAGGAGGUCUCCGGCAUGGUCCUCCAGAAGAUGAAGGAGAUCGCCGAGACCUACCUUGGUCAUGAGGUCAAGAACGCCGUCGUCACUGUGCCGGCCUACUUCAACGACGCCCAGCGCCAGGCCACCAAGGAUGCCGGCACCAUCGCCGGUCUCAAUGUCCUGCGCAUCAUCAACGAGCCCACCGCCGCUGCCAUUGCCUACGGCCUGGACAAGAAGGGCGACGAGCGCACCAUCCUCGUGUUCGAUCUCGGUGGUGGUACCUUCGAUGUGUCCCUGCUGUCCAUUGACUCCGGCGUCUUCGAGGUGCUGGCCACCAGCGGUGACACCCACCUCGGUGGUCAGGACUUCGACCAUCGCGUGAUGGACCACUUCAUCGACAUCAUCAAGAAGAAGCACGGCCGUGACAUCCGCCCCGACACCCGCGCCCUGGGCAAGCUCAAGCGCGAGGUCGAGAAGGCCAAGCGUGCCCUUUCCCUGCAGCCCUCCGCUCGUCUGGAGAUCGAGGCCCUGGUCGAUGGUCUGGACUUCUCCGAGACCCUGUCCCGUGCCAAGUUCGAGGAGCUCAACAUGGAUCUCUUCCGCCGUACCCUGGAGCCGGUCCGCCGUGUUCUUGAGGAUGCCGGCCUCCAGAAGUCCGACGUCGAUGACAUCGUCCUGGUUGGUGGUUCCACUCGUAUUCCCAAGGUUGUGGAGCUGCUCGAGGGCUUCUUCGGCAGUCGCAAGGCCAGCAAGGGCAUCAACCCCGAUGAGGCCGUUGCCUUUGGCGCCGCCGUCCAGGGUGGUAUCCUUUCCGGUGACUCGCAGGCCGACGAUCUGGUCCUGGUCGAUGUUUGCCCCCUGACUCUGGGCAUUGAGACCACCGGUGGUGUGCUGGCCAAGCUGAUCCCCCGCAACACUGCCAUCCCCACCCGCAAGUCGCAGAUUUUCACCACCGCCGCCGACAACCAGUCCGCCGUCCUGAUCCAGGUGUUCGAGGGUGAGCGCCAGUUCACCAAGGACAACAACCUCCUGGGCAAGUUCGAGCUGACCGGCAUCCCGCCGGCCAUGCGUGGCAUUCCCCAGAUCGAGGUCACCUUCGAGAUCGACGUGUCCGGCCUGCUGCGUGUGUCGGCCGUCGACAAGGGCACCGGCAACAGCCAGGAGAUCACCAUCACCAACGAUCGCGGCCGUCUUUCCACCGCCGAGAUUGAGAAGAUGAUCGCCGAGGCCGAGCGCUUCGCCGAGGAGGACCGCAUGGCCAAGGAGCGCAUCGAUGCUCGCAAUGGCCUCGAGUCUCAGGCUUACUCCCUGCGCGGCCAGCUGACCGACGAGGGGUCUCUCGGCAAGCUCGCCGAGGAGGACAAGAAGGCCGUCUCUGCCGCCGUCGACCAGGCCAUUGCCUGGCUGGCCGAGAACCCGGAGGCCUCCACCGAGGAGUACGCCGAGGCCCGCAAGACCCUGGACACCACUGUCCAGCCGAUUGUGGCCAAGAUGUAUGCCUCCAACGCGGGCGGUGCCGCCGGUGGUGAGCAGUUCACCAACCCCACCGACCACACUGAGCUCUAAAGGAAGGAAGAGUGUGCAGUGAUGUGUGCUUUUGCGCGCGCGCGCGCGAGAAGGCCCCGAGAAAUCCUCCUCUCUCUCUUUUCUCUUUCUCUCUCUCCCCUCCCCAAUAUACACAGAUCUUCAAAUCA
Molecule: messenger RNA, 2254 nt
Organism: Fonticula alba
Lineage: Eukaryota; Rotosphaerida; Fonticulaceae
Product: hsp70-like protein
Exons: 3
Coding region: 72-2126 (684 amino acids)
Biological process (GO): protein refolding; cellular response to unfolded protein; endoplasmic reticulum unfolded protein response
Cellular component (GO): cytoplasm; nucleus; endoplasmic reticulum chaperone complex
Molecular function (GO): heat shock protein binding; ATP hydrolysis activity; ATP-dependent protein folding chaperone
Source: RefSeq, a predicted model, not a curated record